CAGACACAGAACAAGACCUGAAGCCACGCGCACCAGCCUCGUGUCCCCCAGCCUGCAAAACCCUUCAGGUUCCCUCGCCCAGACAAGUCUCGCACUGCCUUCGCUUGCCGCCAGCCACCAGCACUCCUGCAUCUUCCUCGCUUCCCUAUCCGCCAUUCGACAUCGAGCAGAGACGCCAUCGACAGCCUCGUCUCCCCGAGAUCCCCCCCCAGCGUCUCGCGAGCCCCAGACUCAGGCCUGGAGUCCAGCCGCCGGGCGGUUUCCCGACACCACGCCAUGACGCCCUCGCCCUCUCAGAGUCAGGGCCUCGAGCCGCGGCGGCCGAGGAGCGCCCACACGCAGACCGUGUCGGUCAACAUUGCCGAGAGCACCACCGCCGGCACGCCGCCUGCCCGCCGCUUCCAGCUGCACGUCAGCGAGUGCGUCGAGACCAAGACCGUCACCACCACCACCCGCCUGACCAGGAAGUUUCCCCAGGUCUUUAUCCGCGACCCCGCCCCUCUGGAGAGCCUCGACACCAAGGAGUAUCCCCUGGCCAUGAAGCCCACGCCACCCGAGCUGGCCGACUUUUCCUACAGUUAUGACGGCGCCGACGACGAGGACGACGACGCUGACGCCGGAGAUCUGGGCGAUGCUGACGAGGGCCCUGACAGUCAACUGGUCAGAAGAGGUCAGGCCUCCAGUCCAGCCGUCAUCAAGCAGGAAGCUACAUCCAGCCAGGUGCAGACACCCGAGCCCUUGAGCCGCAUACCGUCUGCGUCCUCGCCCGAGCCCUUCUCUCGCCGGAGCCACCGAUUAGCCGCAGCAGAGUCCCCCAGCACGGCUGCCACGAGAUCCUCUCAACGCCUCGCCCGUUCCUCGAAUCUGCAGGCCGUAAAUAGCAGGCUGCGACGCUCUCUCAUCCAGGGCAGCAGCGCCGCUGGCAGCAGCAGCAACACCACUGAGAGCAGCACUGGAACGCUGCGUCUUGACACUGGCGACAGAACAGCCAGAAAUGCCUCGAUUGGCGUCCUCGCCACGCCCGACGUUACCGACAUGGUCGAGCCGAUCCCGGGCCGGUCGCUGCAGAGGCGGCCCCUGCACCGCGAAUACUCGCCCAACUCGCAGGGCUUGCUUCGCGGCCGUUCCAAAUCUCCUCUGUACGAGGCGUCGAGCCCCGCCGGUAGCGAUGCACACACCUUCAGUA
This is a messenger RNA of Trichoderma citrinoviride, 1186 nucleotides long. RefSeq lists its product as hypothetical. The annotation marks the transcript as partial. The record is from RefSeq and is a predicted model, not a curated record. NCBI's taxonomy places the organism in Eukaryota, Fungi, Ascomycota, Sordariomycetes, Hypocreales, Hypocreaceae. The transcript is spliced from 2 exons.